This is a messenger RNA of Setaria italica (foxtail millet), 2056 nucleotides long. RefSeq names its product transmembrane protein 87B. The transcript is spliced from 5 exons. Gene Ontology annotation, biological process: transport. Bases 118 to 1677 code for a protein of 519 amino acids. NCBI's taxonomy places the organism in Eukaryota, Viridiplantae, Streptophyta, Magnoliopsida, Poales, Poaceae. Gene Ontology annotation, cellular component: membrane; Golgi apparatus. The record is from RefSeq and is a predicted model, not a curated record.
AGCUUCCUUGGCUUUUCUUCCGGUUUUGCCCCCACCGAGCUCAGCCGUGGAAACUGUGGAGGCGUUGCACUCCCACUCCGCUCCCACGCCAGAUCCAGCCUCGCCAGCUCGACCCCCAUGGCGGCCGCGCGCUUCCUCCUCGCCGUCGCGCUCGCGCUCCUCCUCCGCCCCGGGGAGGCGUCCGUGCACGAGUACCGCGGCCUCGGCUUCGCCAACAAGGGCAACGCCUUCAUCCUCCACGCCGGCAGCGAGGGCCUCUACGCGGCCUCCUCCGCCAACGCCACCGCCGAGGACGACGAGGACGCUGCCGCGGCGGCCGACGCCUUCAUCCGGUUUGACAAGAUUACUUUUAGAAGACCAGAAGAUGCUAUUGAUUCUGUAAAGGAGGCUACUUCAGCUAAGGUUCAGGUACUUGUUUUUGAGAUAGAAGACCGUGAAAUGAUUGGUGGAUCAGCUUAUGGUGGUCAGAAAGCUAUUUGUUGUACAUCGGAUCUUGCAAAGUUGGGAGCUUGCACAGAAGGUUCUGUAAUCUACCGCCCAUCCCAGGUAAAUCCUGGUUGGCCAAAGCUGUUUGUUGCAUCUUUUGAUGGAAGUGAUCUGAUUGCAACACUGCCAUCAAGGACCAUUCCAAUAACCAAAACUGGGAUGUACAAUAUGUACUUUAUACACUGUGACCCAUCACUUGCUGACUUGGAGAUCGAGGGGAAAACCAUAUGGAAAAAUCCUACUGGGUACCUUCCAGGUCGGAUGGCACCUCUGAAGAACUUCUUUGGACUCAUGUCUUUUGCUUUUGUUGUACUUGGGAUCUAUUGGUUCUAUCAGUAUAUGAAGUCCUGGAGAGAGGUUCUUCCACUCCAAAACUGCAUUACUCUCGUGAUUACACUGGGUAUGUUGGAGAUGGCAUUAUGGUAUUUUGAGUAUGCCGAAUUCAAUGAGACUGGAGUUCGGCCAAAGGGCAUCACAUUUUGGGCUGUCACAUUUGGGACUGUUAAGAGAACAGCUGCUGAAAUUAUUGUUCUCAUUGUCUCAAUGGGAUAUGGAGUUGUCACGCCUACUUUGGGUGGCCUGACAUCAAAAGUGGUCAUGCUUGGAGGAACAUUCUUUCUAGCAACAGAAACUCUUGAAUUGGUAGAAAAUCUUGGUGCUGUGAAUGAUCUAUCUGGAAAAGCUCGGCUUUUCUUGGUUUAUCCAGUGGCCAUUUUAGAUGCCGCUUUUGUUAUUUGGAUAUUCAUUUCUCUAGCUAAGACCAUUGGUAAACUUCAGGCAAGAAGGCUGAUGGCCAAACUUGAGAUUUAUAGGAAAUUCGCAAUUGCAUUGAUUGUAUCUGUUCUGGUGUCUGUUGGCUGGAUUGGCUAUGAGAUUUACUUCAAAUCAACAGAUGUAUUCAAUGAACGAUGGCAAUACGCAUGGAUUAUUCCUGCCUUCUGGCAUGUCUUGUCUUUCUCACUUCUUUGUGUCAUUUGCUACCUGUGGGCACCUUCGCAGAACUCAAUGAGAUUUGCUUAUGAUGGAAGCGAAUUCUUUGACCGGAAGGACAAUCUAUCAUUAAUUAGGCCAGCGCCCAGUGCUUCCAAAAAUGGAUGGAGUUUAUCUUCUACACCAGAAGACAAAGCAACAAAGAACGUGAAUUCCGUAGCAUCUUUCGAUGAGGAUGAUGAGGAAAACAAAAGGGAGUAGGACUUACUACCAAUUUGACCAGGGAAGGAAUAUGAGACGACAUGUGAUCCUUUCAAGUGGAUUUAGGGCAAUUUUGGUAUUUAGCAGAGGAUUGGCCUUGUUAAUUCUAGUUAAUGAAAUACAUCACUUGAGGCUAUUUCUGUUCAUUUCCGCUAUAGUUUAUUGCACGGCCAGUCAUACUGUUUAUCAUCAUAGUCUGAAUGAUGGUACAUGAUAGGAACAAUUAGUCUGUGGCAUUAUGAAGGGUUUAUGCUGUAUGAUAUUUAUAUUAUAGACACCAUAUCGCUUCUGAACUCGGCUUAUGCCAUGUAUGUUAGAGAAUAAACUGUUCUACUGGAUCUUUGCUAGAAGUUCACUUUAACUGUCUACUGUUUCAGCA